CACUCCCUUUCCCUUCCCCUUUUCUUUCGUGUGUGUUGUUGUGUGCUUCCAUAGAUUCUUAUCUCAUUGCAUUGCAGCACCUCCCAAAAGGGAAGGGAAGGGAAGGGAAGGGACACAACAAAAUGGAGAAAGCUCUCACAAAAGUUAGCAGCUUGAAGGUGGGAUUGGGGGGUUCAUGGAUUACCAAAAAGGCCAAGGAGGAGUUUUCUAAUAUCUCUGAAGACAUCUCUACUUUCUCAAAUACCGUUGAAGAAAAGGCAAAAUGGAUUUUCAACAAACUAAAAGGCAAGCCACUGAAAAGCCUACCAGAUCUCCUCCGAGAGUACAAUUUACCACCAGGGUUGUUUCCCCAGAAUAUAAUCUGUCAUGAGUUUGAUGAAACCAAGGGAAAGCUGAUUGUCUACUUGCCAUCUGCAUGUGAGGUCAGCUUCAAGGACUCCUCUGUGAUGAGGUAUGCAACCCGAGUCAAAGGGGUUCUUACAAGGGGAAAACUUUCAGCAAUAGAUGGAAUGAAAACAAAGGUUCUUGUAUGGGUUAAGGUGACAACUGUGGCAGUUGAGGGUUACAAAUCUGAUAAGUUAUGGGUUACUGCUGGUGUAAAGAAGUCAAGGCCAAAGGAUGCUUACGAUACACCUAGGGAUGCUGUUAGAGUAUCAGAAUUCUGAGUUUACAAUAUUGGUUAUUAUUCUCAUUACCAUUACUAUGGAAUAGGUAGUCUAGAUUUUUGGAAUUGUUUACACAGAGGUAAUGGAGUUUGCAUCCUCCUCUUUAUAUUAUCUAGAAAUACUGGAUGUAAUGCGCUUCUGGCCAUUCGUUGUUGUCUCAUUGAACGCAAGUUAUUUUGCCAAGCUCAA
Messenger RNA from Gastrolobium bilobum, 854 nucleotides. RefSeq lists its product as uncharacterized. The transcript has 3 exons. The record is from RefSeq and is a predicted model, not a curated record. Lineage: Eukaryota; Viridiplantae; Streptophyta; Magnoliopsida; Fabales; Fabaceae. The coding region runs from base 123 to 665 and encodes 180 amino acids.